This is a messenger RNA of Parus major (Great Tit), 3870 nucleotides long. RefSeq names its product Ras related GTP binding C (gene RRAGC). Bases 26 to 1336 code for a protein of 436 amino acids. NCBI's taxonomy places the organism in Eukaryota, Metazoa, Chordata, Aves, Passeriformes, Paridae. Gene Ontology annotation, biological process: regulation of autophagy; positive regulation of TOR signaling; cellular response to amino acid stimulus. The record is from RefSeq and is a predicted model, not a curated record. Gene Ontology annotation, cellular component: lysosome; Gtr1-Gtr2 GTPase complex; nucleus. Gene Ontology annotation, molecular function: GTPase activity; GTP binding. The transcript is spliced from 8 exons.
UGGCGGGCGGCGGGCUCGGGCGGACAUGGCGCUGCAGUUCGGCGGGGCGGGCGCGCCAGGCACAGCCGAGGAGCCGGCGCUGGUGGGGGGGAGCUUCGGGGCUGCGGACUCGUUCCCCAAGGACUUCGGCUACGGGGAGGAGGAGGAGGAGGCGGAGCUGGAGGGAGGCCCGGGGCCCGGUGGGCCCGGGGGCGGCGCGGGCGGGCCUGGCGGCGGCGCGGGCGGGGCGGACUCCAAGCCGCGGAUUCUCCUCAUGGGGCUGCGGCGCAGCGGGAAGUCUUCCAUCCAGAAGGUGGUGUUUCACAAAAUGUCUCCCAAUGAGACUCUGUUCUUGGAAAGUACCAACAAAAUCUACAAGGAUGAUAUUUCCAACAGUUCAUUUGUAAACUUCCAAAUAUGGGAUUUUCCUGGACAGAUGGACUUUUUUGAUCCAACAUUUGAUUAUGAGAUGAUCUUCAGAGGAACAGGUGCUCUAAUAUAUGUUAUUGAUGCCCAGGAUGACUACAUGGAAGCUUUAACAAGACUCCACAUUACAGUUUCAAAAGCCUACAAGGUCAACCCAGAAAUGAACUUUGAAGUUUUUAUUCAUAAAGUUGAUGGUUUAUCAGAUGACCAUAAAAUAGAAACUCAGAGGGAUAUUCAUCAGAGGGCUAAUGAUGAUCUUACAGAUGCUGGGCUUGAAAAACUUCACCUUAGCUUUUAUUUGACCAGUAUCUAUGACCAUUCAAUAUUUGAAGCCUUCAGUAAAGUGGUACAGAAGCUCAUUCCACAACUGCCAACCCUGGAAAAUCUACUUAAUAUCUUCAUAUCAAAUUCAGGCAUUGAAAAAGCUUUUCUCUUCGAUGUAGUCAGCAAAAUCUACAUUGCAACAGACAGUUCCCCUGUGGACAUGCAGUCAUAUGAGUUGUGCUGUGACAUGAUUGAUGUAGUGAUAGAUGUUUCCUGUAUAUAUGGGUCUGGCUUUCCUGAGAAACUUAAGGUCUUACUGAUAGUAUUAAGACCUGCAUUGCAGGUUCUCCAUUUGCUUAGUUCAGUGUUAAAAGAAGAUGGCACCGGGAGUGCUUAUGAUAAAGAGUCAAUGGCAAUUAUCAAGCUCAAUAACACAACAGUCCUGUACUUAAAGGAAGUAACAAAGUUUUUGGCAUUAGUUUGCAUUCUUAGAGAAGAGAGUUUUGAGCGCAAAGGUUUGAUAGACUACAAUUUUCAUUGCUUCCGCAAAGCCAUUCAUGAAGUUUUUGAAGUAGGUGUUGCCUCCCACAGGAUCUGCAACCAUCAAUCAAGCACCUCAAAUAUGAAAGCAGUGACUCACAAUGGCACACCUAGGAAUGCAGUCUAGAGGAAAGCUAAAGACCUUGGAUAGACUUGUCAGCUCUUCACUCCAAAGUUUUGUGGAACAAGAGAAGAGUAGUCUGAAAGCCUGAAGUAUGUUUCAGAGGAGAGGUCCUAACUGUGGAACAGCAGAUUGUAACUCGUAUUGGGCAACUGAAACUACUGUGAAAAUACUUUGAGGCCAGUGGAGUUAGAAAUGCCAGUUUGAAUUCAGCUGUGUUGCAAAUGCAGUAGGUUUUCAGUUUGGAGUCCUCUUUUAACAGCCUGUGUCUGACUGAUUGCCUGGUCAAAACUUACAAACAAUUGAGUUGGGUUUUGUGUGAAACACUGAACAGUCACUUACUUGCUUAAUUUUUUUAAAUUUUUGUUUAAGUUAAUCUGUAGAAUAUUCUCUUUUGUUUAAGUUUACCUCCUGUCAUGCAAAAACAAAAUUGGUGUUAUUAAGGCUUGUGAAACUCAGGCUUUUUGCUUGCUGAGGCUGGUCUCACAAAUCAUUCCAUUAAGUAGUUCUUGUUCUUGCUGGUGUGCUCAUAGUUCUCAUGAAUUCUGUGCUUGUUAAGUGGAUGCAAGAUAGAGAGCCCUGCUCUAGUGAUCAUGUGUUUGUUUAGAGAACUGACCUGGAGCUUCAUUUUAAGAGAUAGUGAUACUUUGCUUUCAGACCACACUUCUUGGUAUGUCCUCUUUGAUGGAAGGAAAGGAUUAAAAUCAGAAAUAAACUACCUGCUCUCUUUUGCAAAAACAUGGAUGUCAUAAAUCUGUGUGAUUAAUCCUAUUCAUGAAACAACUGCAUGGCUAACUAAACUGAAAUGUCUGCCAUCUGUUGGAAUAAAGCAGCCACUUUCAGCUAUUCCCAAGCAAAGAAAAGACAAAGUUACUGAGUUUUGAUGGUGGAUAUUUUUCCACUCUCUGACUGAUAAUCAAGACAAUUCCUAGCAAAAUGUGAGGGUGUUAUCUGUGCAUGGCAAUUAAGUUCACUGUGCCAUAAUUUACUAAUAGUACUGGACUUUGAAAGUAUAUUGAUUCUGUACUAUGACAAACACCCUCUUGUUUGUCGCUGUGCAAUCUGACUAGAAUAGUGGUUUUUCUGAUUUUGUAAAUUCUGCUGACUUUCAUACUAUGGGCAGUAUAUGUAAAUUCUUUAAUUUAUUUGUAUUAGUACUGCAAAUGUCAUUCUGUACACCAGCCUUGCUGUGCAGGAAGCCCAGCCACUGGCCCAUAAAGACCUUGCCUCCUUUUACCUGUCCCUAUGUGUGUAUAGGUGUUGCAAAGCCAUUGGACCAACUCUACAAGUCCCACUAUAAAAGUUUCUGCAGGAAGAAUUAAUUGAAGUGAUCUCUGCAAGUGGUGUAUUUAUGUGGUCAGAAAUAACCAUGGGACUGCUUCUGUGCUUAUAGUAUGAACUUCCAUUGAUCUAUGUAAAAAUGAAUAUACAUGCAUUAACAUUGGAGUGUAUGCACAUACUGUGUAAAUGGGUUUUUUACAGCAGGAAACUGGAAUUCAAGCGCUCUAGGUCUGUUCUCUUAAAUCUAGGCUGAGCCCCUUUUUGCUAAUGGAACUGCAGAGCUUUUUUUAAGGAAGUGCUGCAGGCUCGUAAGAUUGGGUACUGUAGUUUUCAAGCACUAUCACAGUUCAAAUUCUGAAGGUAAGAGAAGUAAUUGGCAAAAUAACAGGAAGAAAGAAUCCCCAUUUGUGCAGUGAGUUUUCCAUGUUCUAAGUACAUGCGUAUGUUCUCUUUCUUUUCACCCACUACAGGAUUUUGUGCUAAUAAAAUGAAAUCAAAAAGUCAAACUGUAACACUAUUGUUUCUGCUUGUCUUUAUAGACAAAAGUCUAUAAAGGCCUGUGUGGUUAAGCAAACUUUUAAAAGCCAUGUUAUCUUUAUGGUAUACUUAAAAAAAAGUUAAAUACCACAUUCCCAUUUAGUCAGCCUUAGCUUUCAUCUUAAUUAAAAGCUGACUCAGAAUUGAAUACUCAGUUUUCAGGUGAUGACGCUAGACAGUAAAGGCAUACAAAUGAUGGGGUGACUUGUCCUUUUCAUUAAUAGAGAGCUUUAGAUUGUGUUCUGAACUUCUGUCUUCUGGUGUGCAUGUUGUGGUGGCUUUCUGUGUUUUGAUUUGUUGUGGGUUUUUUGGUCAUUUACCUUUUUCUUGGCUAGUUGCACCUACUAAAGGUAAAUGGUGGCAUCUCAAAAAAUAAUGCUGCCAUUUUCACUAUUACCUGCACAAUAUUAGGUCUAAAAUUUAAAUUUGUCUCUAGCAAGGAGUACAGUAUUUCUUUAGUUUACUGAACUAAGUCAGAUGCUGCUAUUCAAGGAGAGUGUUAAUAACCUGUUGCUGCUUUAGUGAGACAGUUUUUGGUUUCUGAAAAUUUUAUGGUUCCAGGGAGGAGGAAGGAUAGGAGGAAGGAUUGUUUUCUUCCUUUUGCAGGAACUUCUCUCCUUCCUGUGCUGACCUGCUGCAGGGAGAGAUCCUAUUAGAGAAGAGGGAAGGCAGUAUCACAGUAUCUCCAAUAAAAGCACUGAACUUGUAGAGGAAACCAUCAA